AUGCGCCUGUUCGUCUGGCUGCUGCUGUCUGCGCUGAUCGGCUGGAGGAAUGGGAGAUCUGCGGCUGCGGAGCUCACUCCGACCGGACACCCCCUGCAUAUCAAUGACGGAAACUUUUCAAAGCGGGAUCACAUGAACCGGGACCCUUUUCAGCAGCAACAACAGGCGCUCCAUCCUUUCUCAGGUUCUGUCUUUGACCUUAAGGUCCAGGUCAGCGACGUCCUGAGUCGGGAGCAGCUGAGCCAGGCGGUGGUGGAGGUCUAUAUCAACUACAGCAGGACCCACACAGCUCUUACUGGGGAGGACGGAGGCGUUUUGCUUCAUCUGCCGUACCAAACUGGGACACCUAUCACAAUUGUGGCCAACAAGGACGGCUACAUUUGCACACUGCUGCCUUAUAAAACCAACAGAAUGCCAAUAUUUUCAUCCGUGACCGUGUCACUGCUUGCUCUGAAUCAGGGCAACAUCUGGCUCUUUGAGGAUUCUGUCCUGAUCACCGGCAAAACAUCUGAUGCUUCAUCGCAGCCCAUUGUCCAGUUUCCCAAGAGCCUGCUGAACCUGACAGACGGCAGUAAUGUCACCUCUGUUCGAGCCUACCUGACCAUUCCCAAACUGCUGUCAGAGGAGGGUGGCUUUCUGAACACUUUGGGCAUCAUGAGCUGGAAAUCAGGAUACGUCGGUGUGGAGUUGAGUCCGGUGGCGGCUGUCAGCGUGCAGCUUUUCUCAGGUGCCACCGAGUUACAUGUGAGUGGGCCCGUGCAGAUCAGCCUCAGCGUUCCCGACACCCGUGGACUCCAGACUUCGGAUGUUGUCCCAGCUUGGUUCUUUAACCGGACCACCGGCGGGUGGAUGAGGAAAGGACUCGGGGUGGUGGCGUCAGUCGAAGGAAAACUCGUGUGGACAUUCACAGCUCCUCACCUUGGUUACUGGAUUGCAGCACCUCUGUCAUCCACUAGAGGAUUCUUUGGACUUGCCAUCAUCAUUGACUUCAUCUUACGCCAUUCAUCUUUCCUGAUGGUUAUCCUUGGAGGAAUGCUUUUUAUUGCCAUCUGUCUUCUGGUCGGGUUAUUGUUUUACCGCAGACGUUCGCCCAGUAAAAGAGAGAAGACGCUCCCCCUGAUGAGAAAAGACCAAACCACCUCCACAUGUGACGAUGAGGUCUUUGAAGGGGAUUCUACUCAUCCACAGGAUGGACUCAACCAGUCAUUGACAGAAAGGGGGGAUAACCGGCACAAUGCCUCUGUUAUUUCUGUGCACAACAGCGAUGUAAUAGCGAACCCCAACGCUGUGGCCAUCACAGUGGGCUGUGCCGAACUGGAGCUCAACACUGACCUGAGUGAUCUGACUUGUUUGCAUGAAGCAGGAGAGCAGAUCAGAGCUCCAGUGUCUCUGUCAGAGAAUUUAUUUUUCUACAACCAGCCUGUCGCCAUUCUUCACGCUCCCGCGUUCUUCCACGUGGAGGAGCAGCCAGAGCUGCCCGGGUGGAGCAAGUCGGCCACUCUGCCCCGCACAGGUGGGGCUGCAAACGGCGCCCCUGCCGAGCCGCUGAGCAAAGACGGCUUCACUCAGACGCUGCCUAAAGGUCCCUCUGCCACCCAGAACCAGGCAGAAGAAACCGAGGACCAGCUGGGAGUUCUAGGGGACUCUCAGGCAGCAACCCCCAACAACAAGUCCAGGGGUAACUUCAGCCUCCCAGAGUCAGUUUCAGUCCCAGGAACAUUAAACAAAAUCUCCGGCAGCAGACACUCCGUGCAUGCCUUGGCAGAACUUUCUAAGAUCCCCUCACUUCAGCCUCCUCGGGCCUGGUUUGUGUCGCUGGAGGGUAAACCUGCGGCUGAGAUCCAUUACGCCGUGUCGGAGCAGCAGAGGAGACGAAGGCCAGUGGAGAGUCGAGAAACCAGCUUAGACUCAGGUGUGGAUAUGAGCGAACUGAACCAGACAUCUGGAAGGAGGGCUGUCACUCUGGAGCGCAAUGCUACGUUUGUCAAAAGCACGUCCAGUGGUAAACAUGCCCCUCCGCAGUAAAAACUCUGAACGGCAGCCAAGUUUGUGAAGCAACAGCAUCAGUGCUAUCUAUGAAAAGUAAC
Chelmon rostratus (copperband butterflyfish) is the source of this 2087-nucleotide messenger RNA. RefSeq names its product protein FAM171B-like. The record is from RefSeq and is a predicted model, not a curated record. Lineage: Eukaryota; Metazoa; Chordata; Actinopteri; Chaetodontiformes; Chaetodontidae. The coding region runs from base 1 to 2025 and encodes 674 amino acids. The transcript has 8 exons.